CCCUCGCCCUGCCACCGCCCUCCCCCAGGGUUGUGGCCACGCGCAGCGGCAGCGGUUGUUCCGCUUCCCCUCCGGCCCGGGCCGUCGCCAUUGCCGAAGGCUCCUGCCCUCCCCUCCCUGGCCCGCGGGGCUCCGCGCCUCACGGCCUCGGUAGCGACGGCCGCGCCCCGAGCCGCUCCCCUCUGCCCUGCCCUCCUGCUUCUCCGCUGCCCAGCACAGCGUUCGCCCGCGUCGUCCCGGCAGCCCGUCCCGGGUCGGGCGGAGACCUUCCUUCCCUCUCUGGCCAUUCGUAAUUCUGAAUCAUGUCUGAUAGCGGAGAACUAGAAGACAAGCCCCCAGCACCUCCUGUGCGAAUGAGCAGUACCAUUUUUAGCACUGGAGGAAAAGAUCCUUUAUCGGCCAAUCACAGUUUGAAACCUUUGCCUUCUGUUCCAGAGGAAAAAAAACCCAGGAACAAAAUCAUCUCCAUAUUCUCAGGCACAGAAAAAGGAAGUAAAAAGAAAGAAAAAGAACGACCAGAGAUUUCUCCUCCAUCUGAUUUUGAACACACCAUCCAUGUUGGCUUUGACGCUGUUACUGGAGAGUUCACUGGCAUGCCAGAACAGUGGGCAAGGCUGUUGCAGACCUCCAACAUUACAAAACUAGAACAGAAGAAGAACCCUCAGGCUGUGCUGGAUGUCCUGAAGUUCUACGACUCGAACACUGUGAAGCAGAAGUACCUGAGCUUCACUCCCCCUGAGAAAGAUGGCUUUCCUUCUGGAACACCAGCACUAAACGCCAAGGGAUCAGAAACAUCAGCAGUAGUGACAGAGGAAGACGACGAUGAUGAAGAUGCUGCUCCUCCUGUCAUUGCCCCUCGGCCAGAUCAUACGAAAUCAAUUUACACACGGUCUGUUAUCGACCCUGUCCCUGCUCCAGUUGGUGAUUCUAAUGUUGAUGGUGGUGCCAAGUCUUCAGACAAACAGAAAAAGAAAGCCAAGAUGACAGAUGAAGAGAUUAUGGAGAAAUUAAGAACUAUUGUGAGCAUAGGUGACCCUAAGAAAAAAUACACAAGAUAUGAAAAAAUUGGACAAGGGGCUUCAGGCACCGUUUUUACUGCAACUGAUGUGGCACUGGGACAAGAGGUUGCUAUUAAGCAGAUUAAUUUACAGAAACAACCAAAGAAGGAAUUGAUCAUUAAUGAAAUUCUGGUGAUGAAAGAAUUAAAGAAUCCCAACAUAGUUAACUUCUUGGACAGUUACCUGGUAGGAGAUGAGUUGUUUGUGGUAAUGGAGUACCUUGCUGGUGGGUCACUCACUGAUGUUGUAACAGAAACCUGCAUGGACGAAGCACAGAUUGCAGCUGUGUGCAGAGAGUGUUUACAGGCCUUGGAGUUUUUACAUGCUAAUCAAGUGAUCCACAGAGACAUCAAAAGUGACAACGUGCUCUUGGGAAUGGAAGGCUCAGUUAAACUUACUGACUUUGGCUUCUGCGCCCAGAUUACCCCUGAGCAGAGCAAACGCAGUACUAUGGUUGGAACACCAUACUGGAUGGCACCAGAGGUGGUUACACGAAAAGCCUAUGGCCCCAAAGUUGACAUAUGGUCUCUGGGCAUCAUGGCUAUUGAGAUGGUUGAAGGAGAGCCUCCAUACCUCAAUGAAAAUCCUCUGAGGGCUUUGUACCUGAUAGCAACAAAUGGAACUCCUGAACUGCAGAAUCCAGAAAAACUUUCCCCAAUAUUUCGGGAUUUCUUAAAUCGGUGUUUGGAGAUGGAUGUGGAGAAAAGGGGUUCAGCCAAAGAACUAUUACAGCAUCCCUUCCUGAAACUGGCCAAACCAUUGUCUAGCUUGACGCCACUGAUCCUGGCAGCUAAAGAAGCAAUGAAGAGCAACCGCUAGCGUUGCCCCUGAGGCCUCGUGUUCUUCUGCCCAUUUUCUAAGAGAAGGUUGUAAAACAUGAAAUUGUUACUCUGAGGGGUGUAAAGAGACAGUCUGCAUCACAUGGAGAAGACAAGCAGACUACUAUUUUCUAAAGAUGACCAAGAGAAAAUUGCAGUGAGAGAAUUAUGACUUCAGAUGAGCCCCUGCUGUAGGGUCCAAAAGGAAUCGUGGCCUGCAUCGCUAGCCUUACAUUUCCAGCAGACAGCGCUUGACGUUUGCAUACUAUUCUGAUGACUGUCUCUACAGUAGAUCCUGUUUGUGUCUCCUUUGGGCUGUUUCUAUACUUGAAUGGCAGAUUCGAGUUGUCUGACCUUUCAUCUGCUGGUCUCCUCUCUCCUCUGGAGCCUUCCCUUCUCUGACCCGUUCCUUUUGAGUUGUUGCUUUGAGUUUUUCUCGCGCCUGAAUUCAAGGCAAGUGUGAUAGGAAUUAUGUAGCUCUUUAUAUUGGCAAAGGAGCUUGACAUGUUUGAACUUUUUAUAGAAGUUAGGACCAGCUGUUGUACGUGUAGAGCUUAAACUGAAAGGGGGAAAGUAUGUGAUUUUUACCUUUUUUAACAAAUGUGAAAGAGUCAACUUUAGAAAUUUCAUGGUAGUGAGUUUGACAUUUGUUACAUGUAUAGAAAGAGGACUAAUAAUCUAUAUUUAUAACUAAAUCAUUGAUACAGAGAAAAUCCCAUUGACUGUAUGUUCUUACCAUUUUUGUCUUCUUUUCUGCCUGUUUCUCCAGAUUUGGCUUUAGGAACCAAAGUAAUUUGUUCUUCUUCCGCUCCGGCUUUAGGCCUCUGGUGCCGCUCCCUUCCCUCUGUUCCCUUGGAAAUGAGUGUCUGUAUAUGUUGCGAUUCUAGGUGUCGGUUUUUGUUCUGAUCAACCAUUAUUUCACAUAUACCCCUCCACCCUCUAGGGCAAGUAAUAACCAUUGAAUUUUCAGAAUUUAAAAGUUAAGAACUUUUUUCUAUUAAAAAGGAAAGGUAUUUGGGAGUAGCAAAAACCAAGAACAAUUUGAACCUUGGUAAGUUCUAGGCUAGUUGUAAUAAUGAAAUGUUAAUAUUGUAGAGAUGAGGCUCAUGGCAGUAACCUGUGAAGAUUCAUCUGGUUUACAGUGUUCCCAACCAGUUAUCAAUGUUUUACUGUGAGAGAUGAAAUAGCAAAGCACGUGGCGGGUCAUUUGAGGUGUUGGGGGUCCUUGAGUUUUUGUUUUUCCAGAUGAGUAGAGUAUUGAUGUAAAAAAAACUGGAGAAAGAAAACUGCAAUGUGGGUAUUGAUAGUAAUACUUUUAUUUUAAAGAUUUAAUGAAAGGUCUGCGACCUGUAGUGUUAGCUGUUCGCCUGCCCUCCCCUCCUGUCUUUACUCUUUGCUUCUCCUUGUUGCUUUGUUGUUUUGCCUGUGGAGGAAGAAUUGUCUGUUCUGUGUUCCUGGGGCCACAGAAGAAAAAGCAGUGUGGUUGAUUCAGGUGCCUGUCCUGAAUCAUCCCCUUUCAAAGAACUUGACACAUGCUUGCCACUCUGCACAAUACAAAUCAUGAAUGAAUAAGUUUGCUCUUGGGGAUACUUGGGAAAAGGGUCAGAGUUUCAUUUCCUAUUGUGCCCAUUAAGAUAUGGGGCUAAGCUCGAUGGUGGUGGUGCAUGCCUUUUUUAAUCCCAGCACUCGGGAGGCAGAGGC
Molecule: messenger RNA, 3577 nt
Organism: Onychomys torridus (southern grasshopper mouse)
Lineage: Eukaryota; Metazoa; Chordata; Mammalia; Rodentia; Cricetidae
Gene: Pak2
Product: p21 (RAC1) activated kinase 2
Exons: 15
Coding region: 303-1877 (524 amino acids)
Biological process (GO): regulation of axonogenesis; regulation of MAPK cascade; protein phosphorylation
Cellular component (GO): cytoplasm
Molecular function (GO): ATP binding; protein serine/threonine kinase activity
Source: RefSeq, a predicted model, not a curated record